AUGAUGUCAGAUUUCAUGGCGAGAGUCGCCUCGCCUUACCGUGCGUACAGAGCGCUCGACGACGUGCCGACACGACCCGCAACCGACAGGCCGUUUGUGGGAGCGGGACUCCCGGCACAGGGGAUUGAUUCUGAUCAGCCACAAUCUUCGGCCCCGUUGGACAGAUCAUGCUCGCCAACCCCUUCCGAAAUCGAUGCUCUGGAGGAGUCGUUUUGCGAGCUUGACAUCGGGCCCAGUCAGGCCGAAUUGGACUCCUCCCAGAGCAGUGCCACCAUUGUACCUGGAAAUAUUUCUAGCGCACCGACCGUCGUUAUCUGGGAGGUGACCCGGGUCGCCCUGCACUGUGGUGUGGAUGUGGCCUCGCUUGACUUGCAAUACCACCCGCGUCUAGCGGAUUUGGAUACCUUGUGGCGCACGCUCAGAAAUCACCCUUCUUUCAAAGGCAAGAGUUUCCCGGAGAAAUCAGACCCGGUAGCUUGGCGCGGUGGACUCUACAACAACUUCGAGUGCGAGGGCGACGCUCUCGUGAUGCUGACGGCCACGAUGCACCUCUCGACGUCGAGGCAGGGGCCUGCGAUGCAGUUGGAGCUGCAUCCACUAAAGCUCGAGCAGGGCUCUCGACUACUUCGUCGGUUCGGCUCGGACAGAUUCCUAGAGGUCAGGAUCCCCUCCGUUGACACCUGGCUGGCCGGGAAGGAGGGAGCAGCGGCUUUGGUAGCUGACUGGCUUGCGAACGAGCCUCACCCAUUCAUGGACCGCCACUGGUCAGCUUUUUUUGUAAGAGAAAGGAGCGAGAAGUCUGAGAUCAAGGACUUGAAACACGGCCAAGCUCCCAGAGUCAUUUUCAACGAAAGGGUUCUGUUUUUUGCGGAGAGCGGACGAGACUUGCACGAUGCCAGCCAAACAGUGUCAAAUCUAUCAGAGACCACGAGCCCCCAAGCCCGCUCGGCUUGUUCGCGAGAAGCCAUGCUCGAUUGGCUCCUGAACUUUGACAAGAAUUGCGACCAGUCACAUCUCAAGCUUUUCUCUCGCAUUGCGCUUGGUUUGAGCCGAACGAGUCCUACAGUGGUGUUGGAAGAAUCGCAAAUACGUGAAAAGGCCGAGGACAUCCUUUCUGAAAAGUCCAAGGACACCCUUUCCCCGCUUGAUGAACUUGAAGUGAUGAAUGAUGGUGUUGCAAGGAUCUCGCCGAGUCUAAUGAGGAAAAUACGAGACGUUCUCGGCUUGCAAUCCAUCCCGUCCGCAAUCCAGGGCCGUUUGGGCAGUGCAAAGGGAAUGUGGAUGAUCGACACCACGGACCUGGGCCGUGAGGACUGGAUUGAGACGUACCCGAAACAAAGAAAAUGGAAUUGCUACAUGUCUGAAGAGGCUCACAGGACUUUGGAGACCCUCAACAAGCAAUUCCUGCCAAUAUUAGAGGAUAGAUCAAAGGAUGUCGCAGCGCUGCGGCAGACGUUUGUCGAUAAUCUAACCACGAGAUCGGAAGAGGAAACUUGCUAUCUGAAAGAAGCCCUCCAACACCCAGAGCUCUUCAGGAAAUGGAUUCGAGGACUCAACCCACGCGGUUCGUUCCGCAUUACGCCACAGGGGAUGCCCUUCCUAGCUGGCCUUCCCGAAAGCACCGAAGAUAUGAUGAGCUUCGUGGUUGAUGGGGGUUUCGAGCCUAUGAGACUCAAGUUCCUACAAGACAUGGUCUUCCAAGCGCAAAAGCGCAGGGGCGAUGACCUGAAGGACGAGCUUCAUAUCAAGAUACCAAAGUCGACGUACGCCUAUAUGCUUGUCGAUUUCCAAGGAGUCCUCGAGCCAGACGAAGUCCAUCUCUGCUUCUCUUCUAGAUUCGACGAUGGCACAGAUGAGCUGUCGGACCUUGACGGCAUGGGUGUCCUCGUCGGCCGAUGUCCGGCCCACCUCCCCAGCGACAUCCAAAAAGUGAGAGCAGUCUUCAAGCCCGAACUGCGGCAUAUCCGUGACGUGAUUGUCUUCUCGUCCAAGGGCAAUAUGCCCUUGGCUGCAAAGCUUUCGGGCGGUGACUACGACGGCGACAAGGCCUGGGUGUGCUGGCUUCCCGAGCUCGUGGAAAACUUUGAGAACUCGGAUGUGCCAGAAAAGCCGGAUUUCUCGCCGUAUAUAGAGAAAGACACCACCACCCUAGGGGACUUACGAAAGCUCUAUGGGGAGACUGGCUACGUUGACGCGAUGGUGGCGAAAGCAAUUUGGUUCAACCUCAUGCCCAAAUUCCUCGGCCCGUGCACCUCGUUCAAAGAGAAGCUGGCCUAUGACCUCAACAGCCUGAGCGACGAGCGUGUCAUCAAGCUGAGCUGGCUCCUGAGUGAGCUCGCGGACCAGCCGAAGCAGGGGAUCCUAUUCGGGCGGGACGAAUGGAGGCGCUUCCGAGAUGAUGUGGUGGGGAUGAAGCGACACUUGUCGACGCCGCGCUACAAAGCCAGCGACGGGUCGCGGUCCGUGGGCCCUGGUGCGCAGCACAUCAUUGACUUUCUCUCGUUCACGGCGAGAAGCAUUGUCGAUGCUUCACUGAAGGACCUGCACGAAUUCAUGGUGCGGAGCAACGCCGGCACGACCGACGAGGACAUCACGGGCUACUGGAACCGCUUUGCAGCGGUAUGCGAGCAGCAACACCCCGAGUGGUUUGCCGCCCUGCACCAGAACCUGAGGUGUGACCUGGAGGCAUGCCGAGGGGAAUGGAGCAAGCUGGUGAGGCUGGAUGACUACCGGGGGUCGGUGGGGCAGGUGUACCGGGCGUGGAUGGACAUCAAGCCACGGGUCCCAGCACAGGCAGCCGGAGGCCCGGGGGCGUCGUGGUUCCUGCUCCCCGACGGCGUCGUCCACCCGGAGCUCAGCCAGUGGGAGCUUGUCAAGGCGAGCCUCGCGUUCAAGCUCUACUCGGGCAAGGGCCGGUUCGUGUGGCAGGUGGCAGGGCGGCAGCUACAAGCCAUCAAAGCCCUCUCUACCAGGUCAGGUGGCCUUGGGAAUGCACCUGUCGUGGUCGUGCCGAACAUGUAUGCGGCGCUGAAGCCGGACAACACAUACAUCAAGCGGCUCAUGGCUUCUGAGGAGGAGGAGGAGGGGCAGGAGGGCAUGUGCAGCAGCGAAACGGAACGAGUACAGCGCAGGUAUGGAGGGGUCCCUUGCUCGUGGGCAGAAGAAUAA
Molecule: messenger RNA, 3168 nt
Organism: Diaporthe batatas
Lineage: Eukaryota; Fungi; Ascomycota; Sordariomycetes; Diaporthales; Diaporthaceae
Exons: 4
Coding region: 1-3168 (1055 amino acids)
Biological process (GO): siRNA processing
Cellular component (GO): nuclear RNA-directed RNA polymerase complex
Molecular function (GO): RNA-directed RNA polymerase activity
Source: RefSeq, a predicted model, not a curated record